GGAGGACGGCGGCGAGGCGGGAAUGGAGCAGGAGGACGGCGGCGAGGCGGGAAUGGAGAGGAAGGCCAAGAGAAUAAAAAUGGAAGAACAGAACCUCCACAGCUCCACCUGGACCGAGCCGGACUCCUCUGGGCCACAGGCCGUCACUGCAGAUAUGGUCUGCUGGUCUCCACCGUCUACAUCUCCCAAGCAUUUCCCUGCCGAUUCCCCCCAAACACAGAUACACAAGCUGCAACAGCAGCAGAUGGUGUCCGAUGGGAAGCUGGGAAGACUGCAGCAUUCAUUGCAGAUCCAGAAGGCCAAACUAGAAUAUCAGGAGUCUAUGUUGGCGACCCAGAAGGCUCUCAUUGACAGCCAGGCAUCUGAGCUGGAGAGUCUAAAGACUAUGCUGGAGGAAAUGAGGAGGAGGCUGUUGGAUCUGGAGCAGUCGCAUGCUUCACAGAGAUGUAACCCCCAAAGGGUAAAAGUUCAAGAUGUAGCUGCUGUGCCACAGCCUCCAAUGGCAAACCUCCAGAGUGUUCCAGGAUCUACCUAUAUUAUGAUGCUAACAUCAUCUCCCUUCCAAGCUUUUCCUUCCUGUCUAGCAACUCCGGGUCAGGCCUCUCCCUCCCAUACAUCUAUGCCUAUUGAAGCCUCUCCCUCCCAUACAUCUAUGCCUAUUGAAGCCUCUCCCUCCCAUACAUCUAUGCCUACUGAAGCCUCUCCCUCCCAUAAACCCGCUAAAGUCUCUUCUGCCCAUAAACCUGCGCCUGCUCAAGUCUUUUUCUCCAAUACAUCUACGUCCUCUCGAGCCUUUCCCUCCCAUACACCUAUGCCCACUCAAGUAUCUCCCUCCCAUACACCUAAGACCUUUCAAGUCUCUCCCUCCCGUAUAUCUACACCCCCUCAAGUCUCUCCCUCCCAUACAUCUACGCCCCCUCAAGACUCUGCCUCCCAUACAUCUACACCCACAUUAGUCUCUGCCUCCCAUACAUCUAUGCCCCCUCAAGUCUCUGCCUCCCAUACACCUAAGACCUUUCAAGUCUCUCCCUCCCAUACAUCUACGCCCCCUCAAGACUCUGCCUCCCAUACAUCUACACCCACAUUAGUCGCUGCCUCCCAUACAUCUAUGCCCCCUCAAGUCUCUGCCUCCCAUACAUCUACGCCCUCUCAGGUUUCUCCCUCCCAUUUAUCUACGCCUGCUCAAGAUUCCAACCCUCCAGACCAGUCAGUAGACCGACCAGCACCAGUGUCUAUAUUACCAGACAUCACUUUGAGGACACUAUCAUCGGAUAGAGAGGAGACUUUAUACAAAAACUCAUUUUCCUGUGGACAACAUCAACCAGAUGUGUACGCAGCUAGCGUCUUCAUGAGUCUUGUGCCGUUCAAAGCAUACAACAGCAUGGUGAAGAGAUGCAACUGGGCAGGCACGAAUGGGAAAAUGGGUCUUCCUAAGAAUGUCACGGAGCGGGUCCAUUCUUUGGUUUCCCAGCGAUUUCCCAACUUGACUGUAGACCAGUGGCGCAAGAUUCGCUCUAGAGUGAACGAGCGCCUGAGGUGUCCGCGUAAAUUUGACCGUGUAACACCCCGCUAUGGCUUUAACUACGACUAAAAUUAUGAUUUGAAUUCAAUUGUGUGUCCUGUUUUAAUCCAUUCAUAAUGAAAUCUAAUAAAAUUCUGAAAUAACGUUUGUCUGUCAAUCAAAGUUUAGCCAACUCUCACUGCUGUAACUCGUGUGCUUUGGGGAGCGGGAUACAAAAAGCUAACUGUUCAUAAUGUAACAUUGCAGAUGUGAUUUAACAUAGAACAAGUUUCUAUUGGACUUAUUAAGGGCUGUUGGGGUUUGUGAAGUAGAAAAAAGCAGUUAGGACGAUGACCAUAAGGUGACAAAAAAGGCAACAAUGGGCUCCAUCAGUUUUCCAGAGUUCUCUUGUUUUCUUUUAAUUUCUUUUCACAAAAAUGUGUACCAUCAGCUCACCACUGCAGAUCCUAAACAUGGUCCCCUGCUCCUCAGGAUAGGCAGAAACAUGUACCCCAUUUACACUACCCUUAAAAAACCGCGCAGAGACCGGUCCGAGCUCAGCAACUGAGAUAAGUUGUGUGUAAAUGGAAAGCAAACUGAACUGA
Messenger RNA from Cyprinodon variegatus (sheepshead minnow), 2106 nucleotides. RefSeq names its product mucin-2-like. NCBI's taxonomy places the organism in Eukaryota, Metazoa, Chordata, Actinopteri, Cyprinodontiformes, Cyprinodontidae. The coding region runs from base 23 to 1591 and encodes 522 amino acids. The transcript has 3 exons. The record is from RefSeq and is a predicted model, not a curated record.